Molecule: messenger RNA, 1626 nt
Organism: Entamoeba dispar SAW760
Lineage: Eukaryota; Evosea; Mastigamoebida; Endamoebidae
Exons: 1
Coding region: 1-1626 (541 amino acids)
Molecular function (GO): GTPase activity; GTP binding
Source: RefSeq, a predicted model, not a curated record
AUGUUAAAGACAAAUACAUUACUAAUUCUAGUAUUACUUUCAACUAUAUUAGAAGCAAAAACUAUACAAUUUUUCCGCCCAAAUUAUAAUAAUAUGACACUUAGUAUUACUGAAGAGGCAAUAGACUAUCUCAAAGAAAUUCAUAGUUUGAUUCCUGUUACUGUCAUUGGACCAAGAAAAUCUGGGAAAUCAUUUCUAUUAAAUUCUUUAACGAAAACUUCUGGGUUUGAGUUAGGACAUGGUUCAUUACCUCAAACAAAAGGAAUUGAAUUUCUUAAAAAAAAAAUAUAUAAUAAAGAACAUGAAGUUAUUUAUUUUGAUACUGAGGGAUUAUCAAGUAAUCCAUUAGGAUUUGAUAAAAACAUUGUCUUAUUUGGUUUAAUGGGAAGUUCUCAUUUAAUCAUUAAUGUUAGAAAUGAAUUAUUAUUUAACGAUGUAUUGUCUUUAUCAUUGAUGUCACAAUUGGCUCAAUAUUAUCAUCAACAUCAUAUCUCCUCAUUCCAUUUUCCAAUACUGACUUGGGUUGUAGAAGAUUAUAAUCAAAUCAUGAAAAUGAAUGAACACGAUCUUCUUUUUAAUCAUUUCUUAAAAGAAAAAGAUAAUCCUGAUAACGAAUCAUUAAUAACUGAGUACAAUGAAAUUAUACAAACUAUUAAACAACUCUUCCCUGUUCAAAGAUUAUUUGUCAUACCUGAACCUAUUGAUGAUCAUUACCAAUUUACUAACUUGGACAAUAUUAAAUAUGAUAUACUUAAUCAACAAUAUCGCAAUAAAAUAGAAGAAUUAAAACAAUGGAUUUUUACAUCUGAACCAUUCAAAUUACAUGAAAUAGUUACAGGUGAACAAUAUGGAAAUUAUGCUAAGAAUUUUAUCAACGAAUUAAUGAAAGAAAAAAUAAGUCCAUUAGUUUCUCAUAUCGCUGAAUAUUUUGGAGAAAGUCUUUUAAAAGAAGUUUUAGAUAAAUACAAUCAGCGUAUGGGCGCUAUUAUAUUACCAGCUGAUUUAGAUUAUAUUCAAGAAAAGAAAGAAUUAUAUGCAAAUGAAUCCCUUUCUUUAUUUGAUAAACAAAUGUAUGGAUUAGAUACUUUAUUAUCAACACAAUCAUUACGUACUAAACUCAUUAAUUCUAUAAAUGAAUCAUUUCAAUUAUAUAUAUUCUCUAAUGAACAAAAAAGUCAUUCUUUUAAUUCAGGUGUUAUGGAAGAGUCAUUAAUGAUUAUCAAAGAUAAGUCAAAGUCAGUGGCAGUCACAAUGAAAGAUGUUGUCUUAAAUCAUUACCAAAAAUAUUCUGUUGGUCCUACAAAACAAUAUUAUUUUAAAUUAUUAAAACGUCAACUUGAUCUUAUUACUGAUGAUAUGAGAUGGGAUGUAUUAAUUAGUGUUUUAUUAUGUUUCUUUAUUGCAUUCUUAAUAAUGAAAUUUACUAGAAUGAAUUUCUGUAAAUCAUUAACUUUAAGUAUUAUUGCAUUUGCUAUAUUAACCUUAUUCAUGAUAUUUUCAGUAUGGCAACUAUCUAUAUUAGAUACUAUCAAAUUAUUGUUCUUUGCUGUUACUGGAUUAUCUCAAUCACAAAUACUUAUCAUUCUUACCUGCUUCUGUUGUUUAGUGAUUUUUUCCAUUUUUUAA